Indicator indicator is the source of this 958-nucleotide messenger RNA. RefSeq names its product succinate dehydrogenase complex subunit D (gene SDHD). Gene Ontology annotation, molecular function: ubiquinone binding; heme binding. Lineage: Eukaryota; Metazoa; Chordata; Aves; Piciformes; Indicatoridae. The transcript has 4 exons. Gene Ontology annotation, biological process: mitochondrial electron transport, succinate to ubiquinone; tricarboxylic acid cycle. The record is from RefSeq and is a predicted model, not a curated record. Gene Ontology annotation, cellular component: mitochondrial envelope; membrane. The coding region runs from base 1 to 474 and encodes 157 amino acids.
AUGGCGGCACUGGUGCUGCUGCGAGCGGGGCUGCGGCGGCCCCGCGGCGCCCAGAUGGCUCUCCUUGGGGGCGCCCUGCUCCGCCGCCCCGCUGUCCUGACAGCUCUCGCCGAUCGGAGCGCUCCGGCCCGGCAAAGCCACAGCUCGUCCCAGCAAGGCCAUGGCAGUUCCAAGGCUGCAUCUUUGCACUGGACAAGUGAGCGAGCUGUCAGUGUCCUCUUGCUGGGUCUCCUUCCUGCAGCUUACCUGUAUCCGGGACCAGCCAUGGACUAUUCACUGGCUGCAGCCCUCACUCUUCAUGGCCACUGGGGUCUUGGACAGGUAAUAACUGACUAUGUCCACGGAGACACAGCCAUCAAGGUGGCCAACACAGGGCUCUAUGUGCUGUCAGCUGUCACCUUCGCCGGCCUCUGCUACUUUAACUACCACGAUGUUGGCAUCUGCAAGGCUGUUGCCAUGCUGUGGAGCCUCUAAGAUGCGACCAAGUUCCUGACAAAAAUGAUUGUUCACUGCUGCCUCUGCUUCAUCAUCUUUUUACCAACAUGUUUAAUAUGAAACAGAUGAGUAAAGCAAGGGUCCACGGGUUGUACAUACUGCAGCAAGAGCAGAGCUAAGGCUUUUAGAAAUAAAUACCCAAGUUAGAGAAGUAGAUUUAAAGUGGAUGAUGUCCAGGGGAGAGUGAGUUAAGCUGGACUGUAAAUUGUGAAGAAUUAAUGCCAGACUCCCUAGCUGAAGGUAACUUGCUUUGUAAAGGCAGCUUUAAUGAGUGUUUUUUUCUAAACCAGCUGUUGUUUGGUUAUUUUAUAAAACAAGCUUGAAUUGUGGAAAAUAGAAACUCUUACUUCUGAGAUCACACCUGAACUGUAUGUAAGGCACAUCUUUGUAACUCUGUGGACCCUUGAGAGUUGAUGUAGAAAAGGGAAUAUUUUUUCUUAAUCCAUGCAAUAAAAAAUAUUUA